CGAAAAGCAUCGACAAAAACACAAAACCAAAAAGCAACUUCAAAAUAAAAUUCGUAGAUAUUUAAUUUUCUUUUUAAAAAUGGACUAUUAUAGCACUAUAUGUCGUCUUUGCGAAGUGUCUGAUAAAAUGGCCGAGAAGUGGACGGAUUUGUUUACCAUCGGAAGUGAGCAAACGUUGAACAAAAUAAAAGCCUGUAUAAAUAUUGAGGUUGAAAUGGAUGAUCGGCUCCCUAAGCGGAUUUGUGCAAGAUGCUGUACCAAAUUAGAUCAAGCUUACAACUUCCGGCGGCAUUGUGAGCUUACAGACGCCAAAUUGCGGCACGAAAUAAAAUUUUUGGAACAGAACAACUGGAAUCCUGAAAUUGUAAUUCCUCGGUUUGAAUGUAAUAGUUUCAAGGAAAAACCAGAAUUGCCUUCAAUUGAAAGAUCUUUUGAGAUGGCUGCACUUAUCGUAAACGAACCAAUUUUUAUAAAAGAGGAAACGAAGUAUGAAGAACUUUCCGAGCAGUCCGAAGAACCUAUUAUUGAUGCUGAAAAUGAACCGACAGUCGAAUCUGAUUUCGAAUUUGCGAACGAACCGGAGCACUCAAGCGAACCAAUUAUAGAUGCUGAAAUUGAAGCUACAGCCGAAUCUGAAUUUGAAUUGGCGAAUGAGCCGGAGAACUCAAACGAAGGAAAUGAUUCAGAAGAUUCCGAAGAAGCGGAAGAGAAAAAAAUUGGAACCAAACUGGAGAAAAAAGCUUCACAAAACGAUGACCGCACCAUUUGCAAAGUGUGUGGAGAGAAAUUCGCAAAAGCAUCUCUGAUGUACGCUCAUGCUAGAGAAGUUCACGGGAAAAAACGGUAUAAGUGCUCAGAUUGUCCGAAGAUGUUUAGUCGGCAGACACGUUUGAAGGAACAUUGGCAAGGAAUACAUAGCGGGAUCAAAGAGUUCAGUUGCGACAAAUGUGACAAGAAAUACGCAACACAAUAUGGCCUAAAAGUCCAUGAAAAAGAUGCACACAGCGACAAUUUGCCAUUCGUUUGCGACCAAUGUGGGUUAGCCUUUGCUCGUCAGAGUCGAUUACAGCUGCAUUACAGCAUUCAUGUAGAGUCGCGAAACUUUGUUUGCAAAGUUUGUCCGAAGGGCUUCAAAACAAACACACAUCUUAAGUUACAUAUGUACACUCAUCUGCCGAAGGAACAAAAGCGUAAACGUAAACCGCGAGAUAGGUCAAAAGUGUGCAUUUGUCCAUUCUGUGGUAAAGUUUCCCAUACAACUUCGACGCAUGAUAUGCACGUCCGAACUCAUACAGGAGAUCAACGGUACGAAUGCCAUAUCUGCUUUAAGCGUUUCACCUCAUCUGGCUCGCACAGCAAACAUUUACGAGUACAUUCGGGAGAGAAACCAUUCGUGUGCGAGUACUGCAACAAAGCGUUUCGACAGAAGCAUCAUAUGACAACGCAUAUUCGUGGAGUACACACAAACGAGAAACCAUACAAGUGCAAGUACUGCCCGAAGGCCUUCGCAACCCGCGGGAACAUGUCGUUACACGAGCGGAGCCAUGGAGAACCGGAACCUUCCUCGUCCGUGUCGGUGACCGGAGUUUUGAAGCAAGAAACUCCUGGAUUGCGGCACUUUCCCAGCGAAGGAAGUCCCUCGAGCUGUUCACCGAUGAUAAUCGAUAGUUCCGCACCAUCUCCGAUGAUGAACCCGGGUGUUCUUAUGAUUCCACCGAGUGAAGUCUUUUACAAUCACUAGCUUCACCGUAGAACGAAGAAAAUGUUUCAAAUCUCA
Molecule: messenger RNA, 1777 nt
Organism: Uranotaenia lowii
Lineage: Eukaryota; Metazoa; Arthropoda; Insecta; Diptera; Culicidae
Product: zinc finger protein 391-like
Exons: 3
Coding region: 80-1741 (553 amino acids)
Biological process (GO): regulation of transcription by RNA polymerase II
Cellular component (GO): nucleus
Molecular function (GO): zinc ion binding; DNA-binding transcription factor activity, RNA polymerase II-specific; RNA polymerase II transcription regulatory region sequence-specific DNA binding
Source: RefSeq, a predicted model, not a curated record